Messenger RNA from Manacus vitellinus (golden-collared manakin), 777 nucleotides. RefSeq names its product intraflagellar transport 27 (gene IFT27). The coding region runs from base 54 to 614 and encodes 186 amino acids. Gene Ontology annotation, cellular component: Golgi apparatus. The record is from RefSeq and is a predicted model, not a curated record. Lineage: Eukaryota; Metazoa; Chordata; Aves; Passeriformes; Pipridae. Gene Ontology annotation, molecular function: GTP binding; GTPase activity. The transcript is spliced from 7 exons.
CGCCGCGGCGGGCUCGGCCGCCCUCCCGUCCGGCCCGCCGCCUGCCCGGGGCCAUGGGUGAAGCUCGCUGCAAGUGCCUGCUGGCAGGAGAUCCGGCUGUGGGGAAGAGUGCUUUAGCCCAGAUGUUUCGCAGUGAUGGGGCUCAUUUUCAGAAGAACUACACACUGACAACGGGCAUAGAUCUGUUGGUAAAGGCUGUUUCGGUUCCAGAGACAAGUGAUAGUGUGGAAUUCUUCAUUUUUGACUCUGCAGGAAAAGAUCUAUUUUCUGAGAUGCUGGAGAAACUGUGGGAGCAACCCAACGUUCUGUGCCUUGUGUAUGAUGUCACUAAUGAGCAGUCUUUCAACAACUGUCCCAAAUGGCUGGAGAAGCUGAGGGCUCAAGCAGUUGGGGUGCACAUCCCAGGUGUCUUAGUGGGGAAUAAAACAGACCUAGCUGAUCGCCGAGUUGUGGAGCAGAAAGAAGCACAGAAGUGGGCUGAGAAACAUGGCCUGGAAUACUGUGAGAUGUCAGUGAAGGAGAUGAAAAAUUUUGAGGCCCCUUUCCACAUCCUGGCAAAGUUAUUCCACCAACUCUACAAAGAGAAAGUGGAAACUUUUCACUCACUAGCAUGACUGGUAUGACUUAUUUAUCCUCUAAGCUUCUUCUGGUGCCUAGAAUCCUGCUGGAUGGAAUACAGAGAGAAGAAAAAAGAUGAGCUAUUUGCUUCUUCAUGGUCAUCUUCUGGUAAUUCAAAAUAAACUAGAAAUAAGCAAGUGGAAAGACACUCUUCUGAAA